Saxophila tyrrhenica is the source of this 519-nucleotide messenger RNA. RefSeq lists its product as uncharacterized. The record is from RefSeq and is a predicted model, not a curated record. The coding region runs from base 1 to 519 and encodes 172 amino acids. Lineage: Eukaryota; Fungi; Ascomycota; Dothideomycetes; Mycosphaerellales; Extremaceae. The transcript has 2 exons.
AUGUCCGGAACCGACGAAACCUACCAGCUCACCAAGGAGGAUGUGAGGAAGCCAGAGUCGAAAGAGUCCAACGUCCACGGCGGCAACGUCCCAGCCGGCUCAGAAGCAGCAGCUAUGCAGUCCAUUGUCGACAAAGCCGACCAGAACAAGCCCCAAGUCAUCAACGAGCGUCAAGCCAACCUCCCACUCCCAGACCAGCCACCGGGCAAGUCCGACUUCAACAGCGCCGACACGCGAACCGUCAACGUCGGCUCCGGCGGCCAGCCCACCGGCAACUUCUCUUACGGCAACGAUGCGCUGCGUGACCCCGCGACAGGCGACUCGGCUGUUCGUGCAAACCCAGUGAGCGGCAAUGUGCAAGGGCAGGGUGUUGGACGUGAGGGUGCGUCUGGACUCGGUGGAAUCCCCAACGAUGCUGUCGCGAGAGAUGCGAAGGACAAGGCUGGGUUGGAGCAGACGACGGGCAAAGACUAUGGCUACCCGAAGAAGUCUGACCCUGCGGAUACGAAGAAGAUCUGA